Molecule: messenger RNA, 4056 nt
Organism: Linum trigynum
Lineage: Eukaryota; Viridiplantae; Streptophyta; Magnoliopsida; Malpighiales; Linaceae
Source: the annotation of a GenBank genome assembly
GUCUCUCUUCCCCUUUUCGGAAACACACACACUUCUUCUGAAGAAUUCCAGAAAACUUUUUGCCAUUUCGCGAAAACAAUCCACACAGAAGAAAAUCUCAACGAGCUCGCAGAAGAAUUCUCCGUCUCCGUCUCCGUCUCCGUCUCUCUCCCCGCGAAACUCCCAAUGGGAACUUCUCACAGCCGCGAAGGCGCAGACCUCUCCGACUCCGACGACUACCACUCCGAAACAGAGGAUCGCGACGAAGAAGAAGAGUACGAGGAUGUUCACUACGACGCCGUCGAGCGCCAGGAGACGCCUCAAACGACUUCCUCGAACAGGACGAUCGACGAAAUCGACACCAAAUUGAAAUCUCUGAAGCUCAAAUACGGCGACGCCGCUCAGGGAAGUGGCGAGCGUCGCGUCAAGCUCUACCUCCACUUAGGCGGAAACAGUCCCAAGGCGAAGUGGAUCGUCUCCGAGAAGUCGGCUCCGUACGCCUUCGUGAAGAGCGGCGGCCGCGGAGGGGAGGACGAUGAGGACGAAGGAGGAUCUUCCAGCGGUGGAGGUAAGAACAAUUCGUUCUGGAUUCUCCGGGUCGGUGCGAAAGUUAGGGCUAGGGUUUCGACGGAGAUGCAAUUGAAGAUGUUUGCGGAUCAGAGGAGGGUCGAUUUCGUCGAUAGCGGUGUCUGGGCGUUACGAUUCUCGGCGGACGAGGAGUUCAGGAGAUUCGUUAACGAGUAUCACGAUUGCUUGUUCGAGAAUGUGUACGGGCUUAAGGCGACCGAGGAGAAUAAGGUGAAGGUGUACGGGAAGGAAUUCAUCGGGUGGGCGAAACCGGAAACCGCCGACGAUUCGAUGUGGGAGGAUGCGGACGCCGGAGAGGAGAAGUUCACGCCGUUGCGUGCGAAUCAAGAUUUGAUGGAGGAAUUCGAGGAGGCAGCUAAUGGUGGCGUCCAUAGCUUGACUCUAGGUGCUCUUGACAAUAGUUUCCUUGUCAACGAUCUGGGUGUUCAGGUUUACAGGAACAAUCAGAAGGGCAUCCAUGGCAAGGGCAUUUGUGUGAGCUUUGAUGACAGAAACAGCGGGUCUCGUUUGGCCAAAUCGACCCCGAAGAAGGGGAUGCUAAUGAGAGCUGAGACUAACAUGAUGCUCAUGAGUCCCAUGAAAGACGGGAACCCACAUUCGACAGGGAUCAAACAGCUCGACAUUGAGACAGGGAAGAUUGUGACAGAGUGGAAGUUUGAGAAAGAUGGGACAGAGAUUACAAUGAGGGAUAUUACAAAUGAUAACAAGGGUUCUCAAUUGGAUCCUUCAGAGAGCACAUUCUUGGGAUUGGAUGAUAACAGGUUGUGUCAAUGGGACAUGAGGGAUAAGAGUGGGAUUGUGCAGAACAUCGGUAAAGCCAGCGAUUCACCUGUUCUGCAAUGGAGCGAAGGGCAUCAGUUCUCGAGAGGUACUAAUUUCCAGUGCUUUGCGAGUACCGGUGAUGGAUCCAUUGUUGUUGGCUCACUGGAUGGGAAGAUCAGGCUGUACUCAAGGAGAUCACUGAGACAGGCUAAGACGGCUUUCCCUGGUCUUGGUUCGCCCAUUACUCAUGUGGAUGUUACAUAUGAUGGGAAAUGGGUGCUGGGGACUACUGAUACGUAUUUGAUUCUCAUUUGCACUCUGUUUACCGACAAGGAUGGUAAGACCAAGACCGGAUUCGGUGGUAGAAUGGGGAAUAAAAUACCAGCUCCCAGAUUGUUGAAGUUGAUGCCGCUGGAUUCACAUUCGGCUGGUAGCAACAACAAGUUCCAUGGCGGCCAUUUCUCAUGGGUGACUGAAAACGGUAGGCAAGAGCGCCACAUCGUGGCGACGGUGGGGAAGUUCAGCGUGAUAUGGGACUUCCAGCAGGUGAAGAACAGUGGACACCACUGCUACAAGAAUCAGCAGGGACUGAAGAGCUGUUACUGCUACAAGAUCGUGCUGAAGGACGAGUCGAUCGUGGAGAGCCGGUUCAUGCACGACAACUACGCCUUCAGCAACUCCCCCGAGGCUCCUUUGGUGGUGGCGACGCCGAUGAAGGUCAGCUCCAUUAGCCUCUCCGGCAGUAAGCAGCAGCGGUCACGCGGUUGAGAUGUGUGGUCUCUCUGUGGUUCGUUUUCGUAGUUGUUCGAUUUGUGCAGAGUUUGGUUUUCUGGUUUCGGCUGUAUGCAGGGUUUGAUUUUGCUUCUCAAAACUGAUAUCCCUCGUAAUUCAGAUUUCUGCUUGUACGUAAUGCCAUCGAGAAUCAGUACGGUUUGUGUUCAUUUCCCAUUGUUGUAGUUCAAGUGUGAAUUAUGAUGCUAUAUAUAUUUUUUUUUUCAAUAGAUUACUCUUCAAAAGAGGAAAUCGUUUAGAUACAAAGUCACAGAGUGGAUCAAACAUCUCUCGAACGAAGCCAAGAACAAAAGUCGAACCUCUCUAACAUUUGAGGUGACAAAUUAAGAGCUUUACGGGCCACACAAUAAAUCGCUCUAAUUCGAACUUUUCCCAAGAACUGAACUUGAGAAUUGAUCACCCCAUCCAAAAACCCAAAAUAUCUUGCAGAAUCACCCCAAUCUUGCUAUCAUCCACAUCCCUAGCCAAGCACUUAUCUAUAAUCAACUUGGCAUCACCACCAAAUAAAACACCUUAGCUUAUAGCUGUCGUUGGAAAUAAUAGAUAAGAGAGUCUCUUAACCCCAAAGCCUCAAGCACAUAAGGACCUGAAAUAUCAUCGUAGCGACGAGCAGCAGCUCCAAAGAUAGCACCCAAUGGAUAGAACAAAACAAAACAAAACCAAUGGUUCCAAAUCAUCUCUUAACCCCAAAGCCUCAAGCACAUAAGGACCUGAAAUAUCAUCGUAGCGACGAGCAGCAGCUCCAAAGAUAGCACCCAAUGGAUAGAACAAAACAAAACAAAACCAAUGGUUCCAAAUCCUUGAGUAAAAAUCGCAACAUCAAAGUUUGCUCGCCAAAACGGAGCCUGUUGGAAAAAUUUCAGAUGGGUAGAAGAAGGUGGCGCCAUCCUAUUAGCAGAAGGGAGCAACACAGCCUGCUCGUAUUCUUGAACUUGACGAGACCAUUGAGCAGCCAAAGCAGAGAGAUGUAAUUGCUUUGAUUGGAACACCACCAUUCACCGAUUCUUCCAUAAUCUCCCCGAUAACCAAAUCACCUGUAAAAUGAAGUAAUCGGCCUCGGAACCCGUAGCUUGGCUGAGAGUAUGGCGAAUAAAUCCCACAAAGGACCUUUUCUCUACUUGUUGCCAAAAAAAGCCCGCAGACCCAGCAACCUCCAAAAUUUGCGAGCAACUAAACAAUUGAAGAACAAGUGUUCAAUCGUUUCUUCCUUUCGACCACAAACUGGGCAAUGGGAAUUAAAUCCAUUGAAAGAUGGGCCGGCCCAGUUGAGAUGGGCCGGCAGUUGAGAUGGAUCCCUUGAUCACUCGUAACGUAACCUAUAGCAAUUUCGCGCAUUGAAAGAAUAUAUGAUCUCGAGAUUUCGAAACAUUCAAACAUGAAAGACGGCUCCGACUAAGUCAGGUCUUCCUGUUUGCACUUUAUUAAAGAGUCACAAUCUUAUCCAACCCAGAGUUGUUCUCUGCUUUUGAGUAGCAACGAGACAUUGUUCCUUAUUUUCCAAAUUUCCAUAUAAGAUAAGAGACCGACCUAAUGAAAUGCAAUAGGUUGUUCUUUUGGCUAAUAUAUAAAUUUGGAGUUUGUUCUUCUGUCUUGCAGCAUUUACACAAACAUGAUUACUAGCAGUAACCUCAAUAAUUAGCAAUGCAAAUCCACGUGAAAAUUAUGCAUUUACACGAUUUAUAACUUGAUUUGAUUGAGAUCUCACCGGCUGCUUAAUUCUUCUGCUAUUAUUUUAUGCAAGACUUGCUUACAAAUAGUACGUACUGCAACCCAAUAUCACCUUGCGCGCAUACGAUAAGAUUAAAAAGAACAUUCAGGAGAUUAAAUCUGUAUGAACUCGACAGGUUAAUUAAUUAAAUUCCAAAUGGGGUGUCAUGAUGUCAUCUUAUCUCUUUUUUAAAAAUUGUUAAAAAAGAUUAAAAGACAUAUUCAUAU